AUGCAUCCCAGAAUUUUCCUUAAUGUAUGCUUCCUGCUGGCGCUAGGACACGAAAUCAGAGCCAGCUGGGAAGAAUGGUGGACAUACGAUGGCAUUUCAGGACCCGCUUUCUGGGGGCUGAUCAACCCACAGUGGAAUAUGUGCAAUAAGGGUCGCCGUCAGUCACCAAUCAACGUAGAACCCGAGAAGCUACUGUUCGAUCCAUAUCUUCGGUCGCUGCACAUCGACAAACACAAGAUCUCAGGCACGCUGCACAACACCGGCCAAUCACUGGUGUUCCGAGUGGAGAAAGACACCAAGCAGCACGUGAACAUCUCCAGCGGUCCGCUCGCCUACCGGUACCAGUUCGAAGAGAUCUACUUCCACUACGGCACUGACAACAACCAAGGCUCCGAGCACCACAUCCACGGUUACAGCUUCCCUGGCGAGAUCCAGCUGUACGGCUUCAACAAGGAACUGUACCAUAACAUGUCCGAGGCGCAACACAAGGCCCAGGGCAUCGUCGGCAUUUCGCUAAUGCUGCAGAUCGGCGAUACGCCUAAUCCGGAGCUGCGGAUAAUUACCAGCGCCUUCAAUAAAGUCCUGUAUAAAGGAUCUUCCACACCGAUUCGGCACAUCUCGCUGCGAUCGCUGCUACCGAACACCGAGCAGUACAUGACGUACGAGGGCUCGACCACGCAUCCCGGUUGCUGGGAGAGCACGGUCUGGAUUAUCCUCAAUAAGCCCAUCUACAUCACCAAGCAGGAGCUGUACGCACUCCGGAAGCUGAUGCAGGGCUCAGAGCAAACACCUAAAGCGCCGCUGGGCAACAACGCUCGCCCGCUUCAGGCGUUGCAUCACCGCACCGUUCGGACCAACAUCGAUUUCGCCAACACAGGAGCGAGCAAGACGCAAAGCUGCCCCACGAUGUAUAAGGACAUGUACUACAAGGCGAACCGCUGGACGUCCGAAAUAUCGGCACGCGGUCGCGAACGAGGGCUUCCCGAUAUCGAGAGCGUGUUCCAUUCGCUUCCAUAG
Messenger RNA from Anopheles nili, 1017 nucleotides. RefSeq names its product carbonic anhydrase-related protein 10 (gene CARPA). Bases 1 to 1017 code for a protein of 338 amino acids. The record is from RefSeq and is a predicted model, not a curated record. The transcript has 8 exons. Lineage: Eukaryota; Metazoa; Arthropoda; Insecta; Diptera; Culicidae. Gene Ontology annotation, molecular function: zinc ion binding; carbonate dehydratase activity.